Toxorhynchites rutilus septentrionalis is the source of this 1395-nucleotide messenger RNA. RefSeq lists its product as uncharacterized. The transcript is spliced from 7 exons. Bases 157 to 1395 code for a protein of 412 amino acids. The record is from RefSeq and is a predicted model, not a curated record. NCBI's taxonomy places the organism in Eukaryota, Metazoa, Arthropoda, Insecta, Diptera, Culicidae.
CAGUUAUUUUUGUUUUGCAGACGAAUUAUGCAAUAAGAUUUCGCUUUCUCAAAAUAUGUAAAGUUUUUUAUGUAUACAAAUAGUUUUAAGAACACCAAACUGAUGUGUGAAUUUUGUUCGUCGCUCCGGAGAUAGUGCACUCACACGUAUAAAAAAAUGGUUUUUGUGAAUUAUGAUGCUUUCAGGGCAGUGGCAAAGUUUGCCGGAAUCUUUGGAAUAUUCCAAUCCCUAGUAUGGAUCGCAUUUGCGAUUACCGGCUUGGUAGCGUUCCAUUGCUCGAUGGACUUUUCCCGCCAAACCAACACGCUGGGAUCACUUCUAACUCUGACCUUCUUCUAUCAGUAUUUUGAAGGAACAUGCGGACAAACAAACAUUCCGUUCAUCGACAUGACAGCGGUUCGAGGGCUCAAUCUUCUUUCACCGGGAGAUCUGCAAGCCUGGCUUUGGGUCUAUCUGAUGCUGCACUUUUUCUGGGGAAUCAGUUCGCUUACACUACUGACUAAUGCUCGUAAGAAAUAUGUUUGGUACAUAAACGUUUUUCUAUACAUCUGGGUCGCCUUUAUCGUGGUCGUCUGCGUUCUGGAUUUUGCACUAGGGAUUCAGUUUGCUGUGGAUUAUGAUACUAUUAAACGCGCUCUUCACGAACGGCCAUAUACAGCUUCUACCCCAGCUGAUCAGGUUCUCAUUUCAGCGGCGACCGUUUCGGGAAUAAUGAUGGUGAUGGCUUUCCGUGGAUGGAUAUUCUGGAUAAUCAACGUGGGACUUGCUGCGUAUCUUUUCACCCAAACGUUCAAAAUUUACGACUACAAUCAACUGCGGGGGAAGCGUGUUUUCAUCAAUGAAGCAUUUGUAGGGGAUAAUAAGGACGUACGAAGAUCACCAAUCGAUGCUUAUGUGAUUGAACCUCGCCAGCCGAUCAGUCAAGAGCAAAUUCGGCAACCAUACAACCAACCCACCAGCAUUCACCGCCUUGAAAGUAUCGAAGAACAACCACGCGAAAUUGUGAAUGACCGACAAAGUUGGCCGGAUAAUCCACGACCACAUCCUCACACAUCUGUGAUGCGAUCAUUCGAACCACUGGCCCGGCAGCAUUCCGCUAGUGAUUCCGACGAACUUCGUCCGAUUCCGCAGAAACCAAUUCCUCCAGCGCCUUCGGCGAAACAUAUUAACAUAAACACGGUAGUCAGGCGAGACGUUGCGGCUGCCAAAGUGGCCCAAGAGUUAAAUUAUCGCAAUAGUUUCAACUACACCAAUGGUGCUAGUAAUGGAUUGCGUCCAGUUGGUGCUGCUCGGAUGAGUAGAAAUGAUGAUGACAGUCCACCCGUGUUGAGGGACAAUCCUUUCGCCAAUCGACCGCCUCUGCGACCAGUUUUGAGAAGUACAAGAUUUGAUUGA